Lodderomyces orthopsilosis Co 90-125 is the source of this 3465-nucleotide messenger RNA. RefSeq lists its product as uncharacterized. Bases 1 to 3465 code for a protein of 1154 amino acids. Gene Ontology annotation, cellular component: cytoplasmic stress granule. Gene Ontology annotation, molecular function: mRNA binding. Lineage: Eukaryota; Fungi; Ascomycota; Pichiomycetes; Serinales; Debaryomycetaceae. The transcript has a single exon. The record is from RefSeq and is a predicted model, not a curated record.
AUGAUGUAUCAACAGGUGUUUUACAACAACAUCAACAGAAAUGGUGGGAACGCAGCAACGCCUUUGAAUCUUCAACGUUACACUGCCAUUCAGGGGUUGAAUGGAGGAAUUCCUCCUUCUCCAAUGACUCCUUUGGAUAUGAGUUAUGGUCAGUCGAUGUUGCCAUCGAACUUGUUUGUUAGCACACCUUAUUUCACGCCACCACCAUCAGCACAAUAUUUUCCUCCAGUGUCACACCAUUCAUCACUUCGCAACUCACAAACAUCUUUAACAAAUUCUCAUGGCUCAAAUUCAAGAUCCCGCCAUCGUAAUCAACACCGCAAUAACGGUGGCCAGCAGCAGCAGCAGCAGCAGCAGGUUCAAGUUGACCAAAGGGAAUUCAAUGGCUCUACUGCUAUAUCCGAAUAUAAUCUUGGGCAUUUGAAUAUUUCAAGGAAUGUAAUGUUGCGAGAUCUAGCUAAUGACAUGACAUUGCACGAGUUGCUAGAUCAUAUUGAUUUUGGUCCAAUUGAAUAUAUCAAAUUGUUCUCAAAGAAUUUGUCUCGUAAAGAUAAUAGCAAUGACGAAAAAGUGAACAAAAGCUGCUCAAUAUCGUUUAUAAAUUCGAAGACCUCGGUGAUGUUUUAUUUGAAAUAUGCAAAGAAUUCAUCCAAUUUGAACAAAUUGAGGCAGUCCUUGAGGUCAGAUCAUUUGAAAAUUACUUUGAAUGACGUCAAUAAACAAAAAAAUGGGAAUGCAGCACCAAGGCAAGACUACAUGAAGUUGAAAAACUUGAAUUAUAUAACCGAUCAUCAAGCAACGCGGUGUUUAAAAAUUUCAUUCAGCGUAAAAGAUGUAUUGCUGGACGACACAACUACUGAAGAUAGAUUAAACCACUUGAAACACUAUAUUUUGACUCAGUGUGAGAAAUUUGGGGAUGUUGAGUGCUUUGAAAUUGACCUAGGGGAAAAGCUCUCUUCGGAUCACGAGGGGCUGGAGAGAGGUGAAACUUGCUCGAACAAUACCCUUUCUGGCGCAGCUAUUGUCCAUUUCACAUCAAUUGACUCCUCAGUGAAAACGUAUGAAAGUUACCAUAAGAGAAUCCAAACUGAUUUAGAAAAGAGCCGUAACGGUAAUAUUGAGGCAGCUUCUAAAAAGAAACGCGAGUCCUCGAAUGACUUGUAUGAUGUCAACUCCAGGUACGGUAUUUAUUUCACUCUGGCAACUUUUCAUAAAGAUAGGUGCGACAAAACACUCGUCGAAUAUAGAGAUGAUAUUGAAAGUGGCUUGAGUUCCUCGGCAUCAAACGGAAAAAUGACGAAAAAUAAUAUCAUGGAGAACGGAGGUUGUGACCUCAUUGUUGAGGAAGGUCCGUUGGAUAACAGUUCUGAAGUGAGCAGCAUUAUCGAUUCACCUGGACAGAAUCCUCCUAUUGAUGUCAAUAUUAUAGAUCCUGUUAGUCCCAAUUCAUCGGAUAUUGAAAAUUCGUCUCCAAUCAUUCGUGACACGUAUGCAUUGUCGCAUAGUGAUCAUGCUGAUGAAAAUGAAGCACAUGCACAAGCAUCGAAUAACAGUGUCUAUUCAAUGAUUUCUUCUGAUGCGAGACAACUUCAAACAACACCGCAAUUUGUACAUAUACCAUUGGCAACAGAUCCCUCAUUUGGAUUUCACUCUAACUCGUCGUUUGUAUCAAACUACAACCCGGAUCCAACAAAUACCGGUAACAGAGCAAUUCAUUUGGGUAACUUACAUCCUCAUACAACAAUUGAAGAGAUUGCAAACAAUCUUAGGGCAGGAGGCUUGGUUGAGUCAUUGAAUCAUUUUCCCGAAAGAAGAAUGUGCUUUGUCACUUUUGUUGACGCCAAUAUUGCUUUCAAGUUUUUCAUGAAUCAUCAGGUUCUUCAUCAAUUGGUUAUCCACGGAACUGAUGUUUCUGUCGGUUGGGCAAAAAAACAUAGUGGUCCCGUGCUGAGGGAAAUUGCACUUGCAGUGACCGCUGGUGCUUCAAGAAAUGUGUACCUAGGACUUCGAAACGGCCAAGAUGAUGAGUCUCUGUCAAAGCUUGCGUUACCAAGCGAAGAAGAAUUGAGGUUGGACUUUUCGCGUAUUGGUGGAUUAGAACAAAUCAACUUCUAUCACAAUAAAGAAUGUGCCUUUUUGAAUUUCUUGAAUAUUUCAGAUGCAAUCAAGGUUGUCCGAGCAUUCGAAUGUGAAGAGCCAAAUGCAGUAGUUAAUUUAACCAAGCUGUUGCGAGGGGACCAGGCUGCUGCAAAUGCUCUUUAUCAAAAGUACAAGCUUUUUAAAGUUAACUUCGGAAAAGACCGAUGUGGAAACCCACCAAAGUUCUCAUUCAAAAAGAAUUUCGAUAAGAGUUUGGGUUCUACAUAUCAGCAAUAUCAGGACCAAUUACAUGCUUGUGUGGAGAAAUCAAAGAGAAGCAAGAACAGGGAUCAUAAGCAAGUUAAUGGCUAUGAUGAAAAUUCAAAUAGAGGACAACCGAAUCAGAAUGAGGAUGUUAUUGAUGACGAAGCUGCUAUGGUUUUUGGCAUAAUUAAGGAAUCUGAGAAGGAGGGGUGUGAGCCUAUUAUUGACAAUGAAGUGGAGAAAAAAGAGCAAGACGUAAAGGGAACUGAUAAACCGAAGUUGGAAGUGACCGACCCGUCUGACCUAGGACUGAGCAAUGCGGUAGAUGGUGAACAACUGAAGCAAGUCGAAAGUGAGGAGCAUGCAAAUGGCCAUUUAGAGCAACAAUCCGUUGAAAAAGUCGAAGUGGUCGAAGAAGGUGAGGAAGAGUACGAAGAUGUCGACGACGACGAAGAUGUGUCUAUAAUAAUUGGCUCUGAUGAUACAGUGUCUACCAAUGCCAGUGGCAAAUAUGAUAGUUUUAACGAUACAUUUGGUUAUAAAUCUCAAAGACCAGAUACGCGACGUCAAAAGAUCUAUCAUCAACCCUAUUAUCAAGAGCAAACAAAUUGGAAUGGAAGAGGUUCCAGAAAUUCAUCGGGCAUAUCCAUUAAUAAUGGAGGCGUAAUACACCCUUAUACCCAAUUUGCUUCACCCAAAUUCAACCAUCAUCCAUCGCGCAUGAGUCGUAAUAGUUCAACAAGCAGUUUUCCGUCUCAAGGUUAUCAGCCAUCACCGAAAUCUAGGAAUGGCUCAUUUCAACACCAGCCUCGUUCCUCGGUAGUGUACCCCCAACAAGUGUAUGCAAUUCCACCACUGCCACAGUUUAUAGGGCAAUUCACUCCACACGUAAGAUAUGUUCCAGUGAUUCAGGGACAACAAGUUAUGGCAUCACCAUUGGCGCAACACUCAAUGGAAAACAAUUCAUGUGGAACAUCGGGCUCUCAAGUUAUGGCACAGUAUUUGUCGCAAGCGCAAACACAACCAAUGGGAUCUAUGUAUAGUGCACCGAUAUAUGCAGAACCUCCUGGGAGCUACACUUAUGAAGGGAGACGUCACAAGGAUAAGAGUAGAAAGGGUUGA